AUGGCUGCUAAGAAACUGAGAAGAGCACAGUUGUCUCAGGAGCUUUGUGAAAGGCUGAGUCGCUAUCAGAUCACUACCUGUCAGGACUUUUUAGGUCUUUCCCUCUUGGAGCUAAUGAAAGUGACAGGACAGAACUACUAUGAGGUGCAGAGGCUUCUUUGUAAAGUCAGUCGAGCUUGUGCUCCCAAAAUGCAGACAGCUUAUGAAAUGAAACUAAGGAAGUCUGUCAACCCUUCUUCAGCAUUUUUAUCCACCACACUGCACAGUUUGGAUAGAGUCUUGCAUGGUGGAGUGCCUUGUGGAUCCCUCACAGAGAUAACUAGCCCACCAGGUUGUGGCAAAACUCAAUUUUGUAUUAUGUUGAGUGUUCUGGCUACACUGCCUGUAAGCAUGGGAGGACUAGAUGGAGCUGUUAUAUACAUUGACACAGAGUCUGCCUUCAGUGCUGAAAGGUUGAUUGAGAUAGCAGGAAACAGAUUCCCUAGUUAUUUCAACUCGGAUGAAAAGCUGUUGUGCAUGACCCGUAGCAUUCACCUGUAUCGAGAGCUGACAUGUAGCAGUGUACUGAAGAGGAUUAUGUCUUUGGAAGAAGAAAUUAUUUCAAAGAAAGUUAAGCUCAUAAUAAUUGACUCUGUUGCUUCAGUUGUCAGAAAGGAGUUUGACACAAAACUCCAAGGCAAUCUGGCAGAGAGAAGUAACUUUUUGGCUAAAGGAGCAUCAGCGUUGAAGUAUUUGGCAGAGGAGUUUUCAAUACCA
Acanthisitta chloris (rifleman) is the source of this 756-nucleotide messenger RNA. RefSeq names its product RAD51 paralog B (gene RAD51B). The record is from RefSeq and is a predicted model, not a curated record. Gene Ontology annotation, molecular function: DNA binding; ATP-dependent DNA damage sensor activity; ATP binding. The transcript has 6 exons. The annotation marks the transcript as partial. Gene Ontology annotation, biological process: double-strand break repair via homologous recombination. Lineage: Eukaryota; Metazoa; Chordata; Aves; Passeriformes; Acanthisittidae. Gene Ontology annotation, cellular component: Rad51B-Rad51C-Rad51D-XRCC2 complex.